AUGCGUUACUGCGAGCCUGACUCCCAAAAAUCCAAAGCACCAUUGCCAUGGAUUGGAAUGUAUGUUGCAGCAGCAUCUCUAAUUUGCUUCUUAGCAAUUGUUGCCGAUGCUUUCUCUGCGUUCCGAAACAAAAAAAUUUGGUUCCCGUGCAAAUUCUUUACUAUCAAUGCUGCUACGCUGACAUUAUUAGGUGUAUCAAUGAAGAUGCCACUGGAUGUGAGUAGCUACAUGAAUGGAGGAAGUGAUCAACUUGCAAAACUUAGUAGCACGGUCAUGAUGUGUAUUGCAAUAGGUAAUUUUAUGCCAUCUUUAGGCCCCAUGGAUGAUAAAGAUAUAUUCACCAACAUAAUAGCCUUAGGUAUUCUUAUAAUCACUGUGAUUGUGAAUGUCUGCAUCCAAUUAGUUACUUGUGCAAUUCCCAAUAUACUACUAGUAAAACAUGUUCUAGUUAAUUUUUUCAUGUUUCUGUUGUUGGUAAUAUCAACUUUCUCGGCGGUUACUGUUGCUACCACUAAAAAAUAUCUAGAAUUGAAGUAUGGUGAAAUACACAAAGAAUCAUUAAGAGAACAAAUUGGAAAGAAAAUUACAGUUGAAAAACUGAAAGAAAAUGUCAACAAGUACUGGAUGAUGGCAGAAACUGGGAGCCCUCAAUUUGUGAUGGCACGUUCUGUGACAUGCUCCGCUUCAGGGGUGAUAUGUCUUAUGACUGCUCUAAUUUUAGCACGAGUUGUGUACCUAGUGUCGGAUUUUGCUGCAACCUGGGAAUCAGAUUAUGCGUUGUCAACAUUUUUUAUUUUUGUAAUUCAGACUGCUACAGUGGGCGUGGGGAUUAUCGGUCCGGUAUGUAGAUGGUUCACUGCCAUAAAAUUAAAAUGCUCCAAGAAAAGUACCAAAGGCUUCAAAACUGAGCUCAAACUAGAGAGUUAUUGGAUUAAGAGGUUGGUAGAAUGGAAGAAGAGCUCCAUAGUUCUUCAAAUUCGUGGUCCGAAAUUGAGAAAACUUGUCCAGCGCACCAAAAAUCUAGUUUUGAACUUGUGUAUAAUGGUUCAAGUUAUGAUUGUGGUGACAAGCAAAUUAACUCUUCUCAUUCCCGUUGUUUUGGUUCGCCUGCUCAUGUCAUGUUACCGUUGUUGCUGCGAGUUGUUUAAGAAGCCUGUAUGUAACUCAACAUCCCUUAUGAAGUCGGAUAUUGGCGAUUAUGUUUUGCUUCUUGAAGGCGAAGAGAAACUUACUCAAAGUACCUUGAAGAACAUUAGUAAAGCAACAGAUCAUUUCAUCGUCAAGGCCAACAAACAACAGCCUAGAAAUUUAAUUAAGCUUCUUCAACAAAAAUCUACAGGCGGCUUCGAAUGCAUGUUAGACUUUCACAGCGACAAAGUUUCAUUAUUAGAUUCUCAAGAACCUCCUAAUUGCUGGGCUCUGCCAUUGGUGACUCUAACUUCCAUUGCCAUUGCAAUUUCCAAAAUCAAUGAUAACUUCGUUGACAGGCUUGUGCGCAGCGUAAGCGAAGGCCUCUCGUACGUCAGACAUGUUGACGAAACCAUGGAUACCGCAGGGAACCUCAUAAAUAGUAGAGAUGCAGCUGAUGAAGUGUGGUUAGGAGUCGAACUUGAGAGCAAGUGGCUUGAUGAAGAUCUCACCAAAAUAGCUUCCAAAGGUUGCAGAGAGACUUUUCAAAUACUCGCUGAUUGUGCUCAGAAAAUUGUUAUAAAAUACAAGGCAGAUAUCAACGGAAGGCCUGACGGGAACCGUACCAAUUGGCCCAUUAAGGUUAUAGCAGCUAAUUCCAUGUACAGAAUUUGCAAAUCUCUAUUGUUGAAUGAUGAAGGUAACAAUCAGCAGAUAAAUCAUGACAAAUUGUUCAUGAAAUUAUUUGACAUAAUGAUUGCAGGUAUACUGGGUGCUUGCCUUACCAACUUACCUAGUGUUAUAACUAUGAAGUAA
Molecule: messenger RNA, 1944 nt
Organism: Camellia sinensis
Lineage: Eukaryota; Viridiplantae; Streptophyta; Magnoliopsida; Ericales; Theaceae
Source: RefSeq, a predicted model, not a curated record